AUGUUCUUCUCUAGAAAUCUGUCCGACUCUAGAAUAAAGCGUGAGUGCCGGCUGUCGCUUAGUACAGUGACGUGCUAUUCGGCCCAGGGGAAACAAUGUGAGUAUCCAAGUACACACGUGGCGGGCGGCUGCCGCUGUCGCUGCGGCUGCGCUGGCGCGGAAUGUGGCGGCCCCUUGCGGUUGGUGUUCCUACUGCUGUCAGUUCUUGGCAUCACCCAGUUUGCGGGAGCUCUCCUGCCGAGCUUCUCGCUGCCUGUUGGAGUGACCCUUACAGAUGGCGAGGAGUUCGAGUACAUAGUGGUGGGCGCGGGCGCGGCGGGCGCGCCGGUCGCCGCCCGGCUCGCGCUCGCCGGCGCCAGCGUGCUGCUCGUGGAGGCGGGCGGAGACCCGGACCCCACAUCCUGGGUACCAGCUGCAUUUGUGGCGCUAGCGAACCCAGCCAUGAACUAUCAAUAUAAAACAAUUUCCAAUAAUGUGUCGUGUCUGUCGUCAUGGAACAGAGCAUGUCAGGCCCGCCGCGGCAAGGGUCUCGGCGGUACCACCAGCAUCAAUUAUAUGAUGUACGUCCGCGGUAACCGACACGAUUUCGACGAGCUGAACAUCACGGGAUGGUCCUGGAAACACAUAGAACCUUACUUUUUGCGUUACGAGGGCUUGCAAGAUUUGGAUCUUCUGCCUCUAUCUUCAAUACCAUAUCAUAAUACCACGGGUACUAUGAAGAUAGGAUUCUUUGAAGACUUUAAAAAUCCGUGGCAUUCGAAAAUCAUUGAUGGGUAUGAAGCUCUCAAUUUCCCUCAUAAUCCUGAUGUCAACGGGGUAUCUCAAAUUGGAGUUUCUCGAAUUAUUGGAUAUACAUAUAGAAACGAGCGCAUGAGUACUGCACGAGGAUAUCUCGGAAGAGAUGAUGUGAAGAGGAAACUGAAAGUGGCCAAGUACACCAGGUGUACAGGAGUUAUCAUAGACGAUGACAACGUGGCUCGUGGCAUUACGGUCGUUCAUGGACCUUCUAAUGCUAGAUUACGACUCUAUGCGUCGCGGGAGGUUAUAUUGAGCGCGGGGGCUCUCGUCACUCCACAACUACUUAUGUUGUCGGGCAUCGGUCCUGCUGAUCAUUUAAAUGAAAUGGGUAUACCAGUUCGCGUAGAUCUGCCAGUAGGCAAUAAUAUGACAGAUCAUUCAAUGGUGUCAAUUUAUGUUAAAGUGGAGGAACCGUUAAAUUUACCGAAAGAAAUUUUAAAUAGCUCUGAAUCGGGUAUGUUGCUACCUCCAAGUGGUUCUAUCAGCCUCACUGAUGUAACUACUUUUGUAAACACAUUGUGUUAUGAUUUUGUUAAUAGACAACUCACGGGAAACAGUUCGGAGUGUGAGUUGCCAACAACACAGUUCUAUCAUUUGUAUACAGGUAGAGGUUUGCCUAUAGUCGAAGGAGUCACCUUCAGAUAUCCGGGAUUGGAUGAGUCUUUAGUUAAUCAAUUAAGUGAGGUUAGUAAAAAUUAUGCUCUUAUAAGGAUGACGUCAGUACCAUUGCAGCCGAAGUCGAGCGGAACGGUUCGGUUGGCAAGCGUGGAUCCGCUUCAAGCACCUGCCAUUUUCCCUAAUUAUCUGUCUGACGAUCGCGAUUUGGAAGAGAUGAUGCGCGGUAUUCGGAUUAUUGAGCAGUUGAUAGAGACGACGGUGUUCAAGGCUGCGGGCGCGUCGCUGGUGCGACUGGAACUGAAAGCUUGCCCCGGCGGCGGCCAGCAGCAGGAUUCAGACGAGUACUGGCGUUGCUACGCGCGCCAUUUGACAUCCACCACGUUUCACUCCGUGGGCACGAGCGCGCUGGGCCGCGUGCUGGACGCGCGGCUGCGCGUGCGCGGGGUGGCGCGCCUGCGCGUGGCCGAUGCGAGCGCGCUGCCGCGGCUGCCGCGCGGCAACACCGCCGCCGCCAUCAUAGCGCUCGGCGAGAGGCUCGCAGACUUCCUUCUAGAGGAUAUAUAGUGAUAAAAAAAUAUAUUACGUAACAAAGAAGUAUUUAUAUUCUUAUAAUAAAAAAAAAACAAAACUGUUUCUAACAUAAAUUUUAAUAGUUUCUAUUAAGUUUUAUAUAGAGUUUGAUUGUUUUAGGAAAAACCCUUCUUCUUCUAUAGAAGGUGCUGACUUAAGGAUCUAUCAAGGGACAUUUUUAAUCACUUGAGUAGAAACAUAAUAAUAAUAUUUUUUUAUGAAAUUCCUAUUGAAAUUGAUAAAAACUUUACGUAAAUGAAAGAGUUCUGGGUGGACGAGGCUGCAGUGAGCAGUUAAUUGGAAUCGUUAAUCUUUCCUAAUUCAAUUUUUUUCUUUUUUAUACAACUUAUUCUAAGUUGUAUAAAAAAAAUAUUUUAGGCAAACAAGCUGACGGCCCACUUGAUGGAAAGUGGUUACCGUCGCCUAUAGACAUGAGCUGUACCAUGGACAUAACAGAGUAUAUUGUUUCGCCAAUGGGCGAAUGCGGGCGAUGUCUAUAGGCGACGGUUACCAUUUUCCAUCAAAUGGGCCGUCAGUUUGUUUACCAUUGUAAGUUGCAUAAAAAAAUAUAAUAUAGUGUAUUAAUAUUAUUAUUGUACACCGAAAUAAAAUAUAUUUUUAUUCUUCAUUGUGCCACUUAACGUAAAUGAAGAAAAAAAAAAAACAUAAUACUCGAAUGACAGUGUAAAAUAACUUUAUAUAAUAAUAAUAGAAUAUGUUAUAUAUAACAUAUUACCUCAGUACAUAAAAUAUAUAAUCUGUUUCAAUAGAUGUUAAUGAAAAUGUAAACAAACGAAUAAUUCUACCGGACAUAAGACAGUCUGCUAAUGUCUAAUCUCAUCGAAAACAUA
Galleria mellonella (greater wax moth) is the source of this 2837-nucleotide messenger RNA. Its product is annotated as ecdysone oxidase-like. Gene Ontology annotation, molecular function: flavin adenine dinucleotide binding; ecdysone oxidase activity. The transcript is spliced from 5 exons. Lineage: Eukaryota; Metazoa; Arthropoda; Insecta; Lepidoptera; Pyralidae. The coding region runs from base 1 to 1980 and encodes 659 amino acids. The record is from RefSeq and is a predicted model, not a curated record.